AUGAUUGAUGAAAAAAAAUUAAGUGAUAUAGGAAUUAAUAAUAAUAAUAUAAAUAAUAAUAUAAAUCAUAAUGAAAAUUCAAAUAACGAUAUAAAUAAUAGUAUUAUAAGUAACGAUUUAAAUAAUAGUAUUAGUAAAAGUCAUGAUACAAUUUUAAAGCCAAAUAAUGAUUUAAUGAAUAAAAGUUUAGAUAGUUCAAUAAAUAAUAAUUCAAUUAAUUAUAAUAAUAAUAAUAAUAAUUUAAAUAAUAAUAUUGAGCCAAUAAUAGAUGUAAAUAAAAUUAGUAUAUAUAAUUUAUAUAAAGAACAAUAUAAAAGGGUGGAAUUAAAAGUUCAUGGUAGUGUUAGAGAAUAUUUUCAAAAAAAUCGUAGUAGAGUUCCAAGAGAAAUAUCGAAUUUAAUUUCACAAGGAGAUUACAAUAGAUUUAUUAAAAGUUUAAAUAGAUUACACGAUCCAACCACUCAUAAUAUAGUAUUAAUAAUAGUACUAAUUAUAUUAAUUACAUCUCCUGGUGUUACUUUUGGUUUAUCAUAUGUCUACCCAUUAGGAUCAUUUGUGAUUUUUUGUAUUAUAUGGGUUGGUUUUUGCGCAAUUUUAUUUUUCUUAUUUCUAUCUGAUUCAAGAAGAAUGAGAAUAGUAAGUUUUUAA
Messenger RNA from Dictyostelium discoideum AX4, 648 nucleotides. RefSeq lists its product as hypothetical. The record is from RefSeq and is a predicted model, not a curated record. The coding region runs from base 1 to 648 and encodes 215 amino acids. NCBI's taxonomy places the organism in Eukaryota, Evosea, Eumycetozoa, Dictyosteliales, Dictyosteliaceae. The transcript has a single exon.